AUGUCGAAAUCAAAGGAGCCAGAUUCUUUAAUUUUAGAUCCUCGAAUAUUUAACCUUGAAAAACAUCUAUCUAUUCUUAUUUCCUGGUUAAAUUCGCAAGGAUUUACUCUCCAAGAAAUGGUAACUCCCACUGGUUUUGCAAUUCAACCUGCAAACAUGCAACAGUACCUCGAGUCAGGUCUAGGAUGUGUAUUUGAAGCGAUGAAUGCAAUAUAUCAGCUUAAAUCUCAAAUUGAUCCACAGCCAAUUUUGAAGAUUCCAUACAUCGUCAACAUUGACAAGUUUUCUCAAGUAUUCACGGAAUUCAUGUCACAAGUAGUUCUCUAUUACAUCAAAACUCCAAUCCCAACCUCAAGUUUUCAAUCAUCUUUUGCCUAUUUCGUCAUUCUCCACUCGAUGUAUCUCAAAAUGAUCGUUAGCCCAACAACACCAGUCAAAAUUGACGAUUUCAAGAGCGUUUGGAACGCAUUUUACGCCCAAUUUUCAGAAUUGAAGAAUGUGAUACUUCAGUUAGACUUUGAGUAUUACAUAAAUAAGUGUGAUGAAUUUCUUGCCACGCUUUCCUCUCAAAACUUCGAUAAUACCAUAUUAUCAAAUCUUCGGACCCAUUCUCAGAACUUAAAAGCGGAACUGAACAAAAUGCGAAAUACAGAAUCACUCAAAGACACAUACAAAGCAGCCUUGGACUACUCAAACCAACUUUCUUCUGUUGUUACUAAUAUUAUGACACAAAGGGACCUUCAAGGUUCAUCAGACUUCGUUGGUCAUCUUAAUUUGAUCAUCAAGUCAUCAUAUUUGUGUCUUGAUCUUAUUGACAUUUCACAAAAAGUGAAUUCCUUUGUUUGUCAGAAAAAUUUCUAUUUAGAACCACAACGAUUGAAAGUUCCAGCACCAAUGACAGUCAUCAAUCAGAUUCCAGAGCUUAUUCUUCUUAUUCUUCGUAUCAUGAACGAUAAAAAGUUUCAAAACGAUUCUAAACUUCAAAAGAUCAGCAAAUCAGCAAAAUCAAUCAUUGAUGCUACAGUUAAAGGUACCGUUGACCGUGACGAGACUAAACAACUUAUUUGUUCAUCAGAAGAUUUCCAAUUUUCAGGUAACCAAGUCUUAGAAGAUAAAGUAUUUGAAGGUCUUGAAAAGAUCAUUGAGACAACAGUUAAAUCCACAGAAAACAAAUCAAACGCUAAACAUCAUUUAAACGAAUACAAACAAUUAUCAAAUCAAGAACAUAACAACAUCACAAAUCAUUACAAAUUAACAUAUCUUGUUUCUAUCCAGCGGUACAUCAAAAAUGAAUGUAAAACAGUUUUGUCAGGUGAAUUUGGUCAACAUUUCCAAAAUUUUAUGAAACAGUUAUUGUAUGAAAUUUUUUCGGAAUAUAUCCAUGAAUCAGGAUAUUUGAUGAAGCUUGGUUAUUCUAAACUUCAGAGCGGUGUUUUUGAUUCACAAUCGGUUUAUUUGAGUCAUUUGAAAGACACAGUUCAUUCAUUGAUUUGUAUUUCUCAAUCCUUUUUUUCGAAAGGAGAUUUCUUUGAUUUGUUGAUUCCAUAUUUAGAAAUUUGUUCAGUUAACAUUGAUUUUUGUAUUAAACAUCCACAAGCAGAAAGUAUCUAUAACAUGAUCUCCGUGUUACCCGAUCCAGUUUGUAUCAUCAACAGUCUUGAAUUGGACGAAAUCUCAACAUCAAUUUUUGAUUUUAUCAAAGAUAUCAAAACAUCACUUGAAACAUCUAAUUUGAAAGAUAAUGAAUUUUUGUUACGUAAAUGCGGUUCAUUGUCCGAAAAAAUCGAAGACUUAUCAAUCCGUACUAAAUUCAAGACAUUGUAUGAUAUUAUGUUUGCAUAUUUUGCCGUUGAUAAUAACAAAUUACAUAUUAAAUCUAUUCCAGACAAUUUCAUCUUUGAACGGGAAAAUUAUGUUUUUAUUAUUAAGAAAGUUGUUGAAUUAUUUAAGAAGAAAUUUAUCCAAGAGUACAAUGGUGAACUUCUCUAUUACAGCAUCGAAACAUUCAAAUACAUUUUCUUGAAUGACAUUGAUAAAUUCCAUUCUAAUUAUUAUGGUUUUUUACAAGUUAUUUCACAAAUUGAUUUCAGUGAUUUGUUUUUGAAAUCAAUUACAUCAUUAAUGCGUAUUAAGCGAAUUAUUAAUGUAUAUUUGUUUAAUAAUAACAUUGUUGAUUGUAAAUUACAAAAUGUUUUCAAACAUUUAGAAUCAACAAUUUAUGAAAUUAUUUGUUGUAACAAAUCUCAAAGCUCCAAAAAAAUUGAAGACGAAUUAUUUAAAUUAUGUGAAGAACAUUCAACAGUCUUUAAAGAAACUAUUCAAUCUAAAUACCAACCAGUUUCACAAUUCCUUGAAAUCAUUGAAGUCAUUCAUUUAAUCAUUGAAUCUGUUAAAGAAGAAGAUCCACGUAUUUAUUCAUUUUACAGUCUUUGUAUUAAUUUUUAUGUUUGUUAUUGUAAGUUUUUGCAAUCUAUGAGUGAUGUUGGUUUUGUUAGUAAUGAACUAAUUAACGAAUUCCAUAAUUUAGUUUGUCUUAUUUUUGUUCAAGAGAAUCUGUUUUUUAAACUUCCCGAUCAAAAUGUCAUUGAAAAUUUAAAGGAUUCAUACAUUUUGGCUAAGAAUUCUAUUAAUGCAGAUGUUAUUAAUAUCACACGUCAACAUUUUCAACCAACCGUUUCAUUGUUAUUCAUGACAUUGUCAACUAUGGAAACAACACUUCCAAAAGAAGCAUCAGAUGAUAUCCAACGGUUGAUUUCAUUAACAAACAAAACUAUCGAAAGUACUAACAUCGACGAUAUUUUCACAUAUAUGUCCGUUAUCUCGGAUAUUACAUUUAAACUUCAUAGUAAAAUCAGUGCGAGUGAUGAAAUCAAUAAUGGAUUUGAGCAUCUUCAACGAUGUAUCAGUCUUCCAGCCGCUGUUGGUUAUUUCAAUGAAUUAAGUAUGCUUGGUGAUAUUAUUACUACUAAAUUAUGUCGUCUUUUCAACAUCGAUUGUCCACAAUUCAGUCUUCCAUUGAAUGACAUCAUUGAAGGUUCUCUUGAUAAUUAUUUGCCCGAAUUAAUCACAGAAGGUUCCGAAAUCCAAAAUCUUUUGGAUGACCUUUACAAAUGUAAUUUAAGCAGUGAAAUUAAAGUCUAUGUUGACAAACUUGUUUCAGAUUAUAAUAGUAAUGUUUCUCGUUUGACAAGUAGUCUUUCUAAAGUUGUUCCCGAUAUUUCUAGUCAAUCACGCGAAAACACACGUAAAAUCAAAUAUCUUAAGAAAGUGUUGGAAGAAAAAGUUAAUGAGUUGAAUUUACUUAAAGAAGAAACCGAAAAAUUCACAAAAUAUGACACCGAAUAUUGUAAAUAUUCAGAGCAAAUCAACGAACUUAUUUCUAAUCGGAUGAAAGUUGACAGUGAAACAUUGUUUACGGAAGGUAAAGUUUCAUGGUCUAAAAGUGUUGAAAGUGAAUUAGAUCGGGAGAUUUCACAAUACAAGAAUGCACAAAUUACACAAAGUAGUGAUAAACAACAAUUUAAAACAGUUGUUAGUCCUAAAAUCACAAUGUCACAAACGAUGUCUAUGCAAGAAGUUUUAGAUCGAAACAUGGAGUUGCGUAAAGAGUUUUGUAUUGUUCAGCGAACAUGUAAACAUACUAAACAUGAAGAACUUUCACAAAUCGAACGUGAUUACAAAGCUCUUUCACAACACAUUGCAGAGUUUCAGUUUUCUGAAGAAGACAUGAAAUCUAAUGAUAGUCAAUGUCUUCAAGAACUUGAAAGUCUCAAAUCUGCUUUUAAUGAUAAUAAUUUAUCAUCAGAUUCAUCAGAACACAUCAUUUCAUUAGUUGAUCAUAUUUUCAAGUGCAUCAACCAGUACAACUCAACAAGAGAAAACAUUUUAGGUAUUAGAUAUCCUAACUAA
Trichomonas vaginalis G3 is the source of this 3909-nucleotide messenger RNA. RefSeq lists its product as uncharacterized. The record is from RefSeq and is a predicted model, not a curated record. Lineage: Eukaryota; Parabasalia; Trichomonadida; Trichomonadidae. The transcript has a single exon. Bases 1 to 3909 code for a protein of 1302 amino acids.